CACACACACACACACACACACACGCCCCUCCCACCACCCACCCUGAUCAGGACCUGGGACCGUGGGAUGCGGAGCGCCUGCCGGCUGCAGGCCCGGCCACCCUCCCUCUCCCGGUGCUGGGAUUUUCCAGCUGGAGUCGCACUCGCUCUACUGCAUCCUCUAGAAACUGGUGUCUGACGUGGCCGCUUCUGCCCGCUAUUUAUUUCCUCCCCUCCUGCUGAGACCCUUCUGUCUGGAGGAGAGCUGCAGCCCCCGGCAGAGGCAGCCAGGGAGCUGCAGGGGGCGCAGGGGACCCGCUCACCCCCUCAGGGCCAUGAGCGCCGGGCAGGAGGCCGGGAGAGAUGGGGGAGACUCCAGGAGGGGACAGGAGGCUGAGCUCCGGGACCGAGCCCACCUGAGCCAGCAGCGUCGGCUCAAACAGGCCACCCAGUUCCUGCACAAGGACUCGGCCGACCUGCUGCCCCUGGACAGCCUCAAGAAGCUCGGCACCUCCAAGGACUUGCAGCCGCACAGCGUGAUCCAGAGACGCCUGGCGGAGGGGAACCAGAGGGGGCUCCAGGGCGAGCCGCCCCCGGGGCAGGCCCUGCUGCACGGCCAGGAGGGCAGGACCAGCAGGACGGAGACCCCAGCUCUUCUGGUCAGCUGUAAGUGCCAGGACCAGCUGCUUCUAGUGGCCGUGGACACGGGCACCCAGUACAACCAGAUCUCGGCCAGAUGCCUCAGUCGCCUGGGGUUAGCGAAGAGGGCCCUCACAGCCCACGGUGGGGACCCAGCCCCGGGGCCCCCACGCCAGGUGGAGCAGCUGGAGCUCCAGCUAGGGCAGGAGACGGUGGCUUGCUCGGCCCAGGUGGUGGAUGCCGAGAGCCCUGAAUUCUGCCUUGGACUGCAGACUCUGCUCUCCCUCAAGUGCUGCAUCGACCUGGACCGUGGCGUGCUACGGCUGAGAGCCCCCUUCUCCGAGCUGCCCUUCCUGCCUCUGCACCAGGAGCCUGGCCAGUGAUCGCCGUCCAGCCGGGCCCCGGGGGAGACGCCCUGCCUCAGGACAGUGCUACGGGGACACAGAGCCAGGGAGUGGGAUGCCCGUGCCUGCCUCUCUUCUCAGCACCCAGACCCCUGCCCCACUUCCGCCGCAUGUCCUCCCUGCUUCUCGGCAGCUGUCCUAUUUCCCGGGAGGCUGCCCGGUGCCCCCUUCUAGCCAAGCAGCGCACAGGCAGAUCAGGACUGCAGAUCUAGGCACAGGGGCUCCAGGCUUGGCCCUUGGUCUGGAGGGAGCUGGCUGGAGUUAAGGGACAGCAGCUGCUGUCCCCACCUGGCCCCCAGCUCUACCCCAAACACUACUCACUGCCCCUACUCCGUCUCCCUACCUUCUGGGGGCCAUCAUUGCCCACAGUGGGCCAGCCUGGCCCCCACCCUUUCAGAUGCUGUGCACGCCUGCUCACAGUUAAGUGGGGGGAGAAAUUAAACAGAAGAAGCAGAGGGCUGGCUCCGUGGC
This is a messenger RNA of Tupaia belangeri chinensis (Chinese tree shrew), 1492 nucleotides long. RefSeq names its product nuclear receptor interacting protein 2 (gene NRIP2). The record is from RefSeq and is a predicted model, not a curated record. The coding region runs from base 314 to 1000 and encodes 228 amino acids. NCBI's taxonomy places the organism in Eukaryota, Metazoa, Chordata, Mammalia, Scandentia, Tupaiidae. The transcript is spliced from 6 exons. Gene Ontology annotation, biological process: proteolysis. Gene Ontology annotation, molecular function: aspartic-type endopeptidase activity.